Molecule: messenger RNA, 881 nt
Organism: Bursaphelenchus xylophilus (pine wood nematode)
Lineage: Eukaryota; Metazoa; Nematoda; Chromadorea; Rhabditida; Aphelenchoididae
Source: the annotation of a GenBank genome assembly
AUGUUCGGUCUACUGUUAGUUACUGUUUUUUUGGCAACUCCGAUCACUGCUGACAGGUUCAGCAACAGCCAAAAACAGGCCAUCCUAGAUGCCCAUAACAACCUUCGGAGAACCUUGGCCAGAGGAGAAGCUCAAGCAAAGAAUGGCGCCAUGGCCAAGGGAGCUAAUAUUCGAGAAAUUGUAGGAAUUUCUGGAAUGUUUUCCUUUGUAUCAUAAUAGCGUUUUAAAUUUCUAAUCCGAAAAAACAUUCUUGCAGACCUGGGACGCUGACCUUGAAUCCAAAGCCGACGAAUGGGCUCAGGCCUGCAAUUUUGAGCACCCAACUAAUGUCGGAUAUGGCCAGAAUUUGGCCGCUCAAAUGCCUCAUGUUGGUGCGGAUAGCGCUGCCACCGGCUCUCCUCAAACGUGGUGGAAUGAGAUCAAUCGUUAUUCUGGGGACGCCAAGUUUGAAUGGAGCACACGCACCGGACAUUUCACUCAGGUAGCGCAGUUUAUGCGGUAGACGCGAGAAAAGGUUUCGGAAAUCGGGACAAAGCCUUUCAUGAACAAACAAGGGCUAAACAUAAGGUUUUCUACAUCUCACGUUGCAAAGGAAAAGAAAAUUUCUGUGUUUCUUAACUCUUUAGGAUGAAAAGCUGGCCACUGUUUUUCUACCAUAAUUUCCUUUAUAGAUGGCAUGGGCCGAAACCAACAAGAUUGGCUGUGCCGUUCAGAACUGCACCAACGGCGACACGCAGGGAUUCGAAGAAUGGAAGGACUGGACUUUUACAGUCUGCAACUACAUGAACCCUGGAAAUGUGAUGGAGGCUGACCUUUACAUUACUGGAGAACCCUGCUCAAAAUGCCAAGGAUCUUGCAGUGACAGUCUGUGUAGCGCCUGA